AAAAAUUGAUUAAUUAAUUUAAUAAUAAUUUUUAACACUUUUAGUCUUUUACUUUACAGAAAUGAAAUUGGCUUCUUACACAGAGUCUGAUCAAGCCAGAAAACUAACUGAAUUAUUGAUAAAAAGAGGAAGACAAAUAAAUUUUGUGUUAUUUUCAUUUGGACUCCUGGCCUAUUUGAUCCUCCUAAGGCCAGAGUACGUGAGAUAUCGUUUCUUUGAUGAGAAUGCACUCCUCACCGGUCUUGUUAAGAGAGAAUAUGUGAAUUCUGGCCAUCUUUCGAAACUCACCAAACAAUACAGGAAUAUUCCGUGGCCCAAUUCCCAUGAUUGGAUGGAAUCAGAACUGAAGGGGUCUGGGUUUGAGGUUUACCACCAAUAUUAUAGUGUACAGGACCCUACAGGGGGGCCUUCUAUCAAUGGCUCCAACUUGUAUGGCAUUCUGAGGGCUGGUCGCUCAUCCUCAACCGAAUCACUAGUUUUGCUAGCUCCUGAUAAUAUAAGAAAUGAUUAUAAUUAUGGGAUCGUCGUACUACUUGGAUUGGCCAAGUAUCUAUCAACUCGCAAUUAUUGGGCUAAGGAUAUUAUUAUAUUAAUCACUGGUAACGAUACACUUGGUGCUCAAGCCUGGCUGGACUCAUACCUCGGAUUCCAUACUCCUGGUAUUUGGAGGGAGCCAUUGAGUGGCAGAGCAGGUGCUAUUCAAGCAGUUGUUAAUAUUGAGGUUGCUUUAAGUGAAGGGAUCAGCUUUGUAAAUGUAAUACCUGAGGGCGUUAAUGCUAUUCUUCCUAAUCUUGACCUUGUUUUUGUUGCUUCAAGACUAUGUGAGCUUGAAGGUAUUAAUGCUGGUUUCCAUAGAAAGCCGGAUUUUUCUGAUCAGCAUAGCAGCUCUUUACUGACUGCAGUUGCUGUAUUGAGUCACCAAGCAACAGGACUACCCUUUAACAAUCAUGCCCUUUUUCUUAAACACAGGAUAGAUUCGUUGACUCUUCAAAUACUCCCAGAAAACAACUACUUUCCAAGUGGUAGAGGCUUGCUCUCAGUUGCAAGGUCAUUAGAAGGAAUACUGAGGAGUUUGAAUAAUCUACUUGAGCGACUUCAUCAUUCAGAGUUCUUUUAUUUCAUGUCCUCGCCUAUAACUUUUUUAUCCAUUGGACAAUACUCGCCUUUCUUUGGCCUUCUUGUAGCCCCUUUAAUAUUAGAGAGUAUAAGGCAAUGGGUGUUGAGAAAUGCUGAAAACGUAGAAGCUAGUCGAGUUUGUAAAGAGCUAGGUAUUCCGCCUCUUCUUAACAUUCCGUUGAAACACUUUCUCUCUUUGCUGUUUGCCUCACUGUUGAGUGGCUCUUUGCUCUAUUACUUUCCUUCUUUUCUUCUCUUUUUAUCCAUCAAGCUCUCGUUGCUUAAUUUGACCAUCUCAUUGCUUUCCUUGAUCAUUGUCAUGACUCUUUCAGCUGUUAUCAUCAGGCCAACAUUUACUGAACUGGAGCAUCAUGUUACAUGUAGUCUCAUUUUAUUUGUCACUGCCAUUGGACUUUAUGGACUCUCUCUCAUGCAUUUUGCUCUGUCUCUCUAUCUCACUCUCCUCUUCUCCCUUCCUCUUUCAUUGUCAACCUCGCACUCGACUGUGUCCAAGCUUCUUUUAUUGCUCUGUUCUCCACCUCUCUUAGUGUUAUAUUCUUGUCUGUUUCAUUUGUAUCUAUUCUCUUCAACAUCACAACCUAUUGAAGAUGCACUCACUAUGGCAAUGGAAGGUCUUACUUUAGCUUACAGAUCCCAUUUUAUUUCGGGGGCAUGGUUGUAUCCCAUGGUAACAUUUUUUGUCUUUCCUUCAUGGUGGAUGUGUUGGAUUGUCGCAACCGGUAAAAUAAAGAAAGCAGCAGAUCCUGUAAAGAAAAAACAGCACAGUGACUAAAAAAUUGAAUUUAUUUAAAAUCAAUGAUCAAGCAAUAAGAAGAAAAAA
Amphimedon queenslandica is the source of this 1957-nucleotide messenger RNA. RefSeq names its product glycosylphosphatidylinositol anchor attachment 1 protein-like. Bases 62 to 1909 code for a protein of 615 amino acids. Gene Ontology annotation, cellular component: membrane; GPI-anchor transamidase complex. The transcript is spliced from 13 exons. The record is from RefSeq and is a predicted model, not a curated record. Gene Ontology annotation, biological process: attachment of GPI anchor to protein. Lineage: Eukaryota; Metazoa; Porifera; Demospongiae; Haplosclerida; Niphatidae.